Molecule: messenger RNA, 798 nt
Organism: Dioszegia hungarica
Lineage: Eukaryota; Fungi; Basidiomycota; Tremellomycetes; Tremellales; Bulleribasidiaceae
Exons: 4
Coding region: 1-798 (265 amino acids)
Source: RefSeq, a predicted model, not a curated record
AUGUGCUAUAGGAUACUUGGGUGGCGGCGUUGCCUCGCCGCCACUCAGCGCCUGUCCGGACACCCGGACAGACAAUUCUGUCCGGCCCGUACAGUGACUAUCCCGGAUAUUCACCUAGCGCUAUCUCAGAUCCAGUCGGCGCCGGCGCGGCGCCGCGACGCCGUGACGUCGCUGCGACGUCGCAAGGACAUCCAGCGACGUGCUCCUGUUCUGAGAUCUGUCGGCGCAGUCGCCCAGCGACACGCCGCUAUGCUCCUACAGCCAACAUACAACACUCCCUUGAGCAUCCAAUUGGGCAAAAACAAGAGGGAGACGGGUGGCAAAGAGGCAGGGGGCAAGAAUCCACAGGGAGUCACUGUGAGGAAUCCGGCAGACGACCUUUCAGACACGACGGUCAAGGACCAUCGCGCAGCGAUGCUGGAGCGCAAGACACCGACGGAGCGCAGCGAUUUGGAGGAUGCCUUGUCCCGAGAGCCCACGAGUGUUUUCGACGACACCAGCAGCGACGAAGAUGGGCCUGAAUCACUCUCUCGCAGUCUGCUGUCACUCUUGCAGAAGUCCAGAACAUCACCGCCGGUCGGAGUCCGCAAACAUUCCAUGUCGGCCAGUUGGCACAGUGACAAAACAGGCGCGGGCGCUUCGUCCACCUCUCCCACCAGCUCGCGGACCACCAGAAAGUGGAUGGUGAACAGAAGCAAGACCAAUGAGACCGGGACGAACGAGGAGUGUCAAGAGCUGUCGGCUGCUCCGGGCUCAAGCCAGCAGUCCCGCAAGGCGUCGACCACCGAGGGCAGCUGA